AUGUGUGGAUCACUUCUUUCCAAGUUUAGAAAGGCAAACAAUAAGGUUGACCCAGGAGUAAUUAUCUUUCCCGAGCCUAGACAAAACAUAAGGCCAAGGAAGCCUUCUAAUGAAGACUCUGCAUGUCAUAAAGACAGGGAAUUCUGGGAAAAUGGAGCUCAGGUAGACGUAUCGGAAAUCCCAUGUUCUUUGGCAUCAACUCAUCAGAGCAAGAAAUUGUUAAAAAAUGCGAUACCAAGUCAGUGCGAGGCUAAUUCUGUGCGCACAUUAGAUCGCGCAAAGCCAGUGCUGCCUGCUAUCAACUCAACAAAUGUGGCGUCUCCACUUGUGGCGAAGAAUUCUGAUCAUCUUUUGGAGAGUGCGCGUGAGAUCCUAGCAAUCCAUGGUUACAGGACGUCUUCAAGUUGCAAUGCUGCGCAGCCUCUGACUUCAGUUAAUUCCACUUUUCCGGAACAUAAAACAGCAGUGGCUUUCGACAUAGCUGUCACUGACGAGAAGACGGUCUAUCCAUCUGCGAGAGUUCCGCUGCGUUUAAGGAGACGUGGGCAGGUGGCGCCGGAAAUCACUUUGGCGGAUGUGCAGGAUAAAAUGCGCGCAGCGGAAGAAAGGAAGCUGAAGGAGCUAGAACGCAUACGUGACUGUGCGCGCAGCAGGGCCGGUAACAGGGCUCGGCCACACCCGGCUGAUGUGUCAGCUAAAGCGAUAACGGAGAAAAUUGCUGCAAAGCAAGCUGCAGCUGAAAGGAAGAGAAAAGAAAAGAUGGCUCAUAAAAAGCAAGCAGGUAACCGAGUCUCGCAGAAAAUCGGCAGGAUUGCUCAAGGGAUGGUUUCCGCCAAGACCCAGCUUGAGUUCACCAUUGAACGAAAGAUGCAGGAGACUGAAAAAAGAAAGGUAAAACAACAGCAGAAAGGUGAAAGGAAAAAGAAACAGAAAGAGCUGCGGGAGAAAUAUGCGAAGAAAGUUAAAGACAGAGUAAGUUGAUUUCCUAAUCUAAUUGGUGUGGCAGGCGUGCAUCGAAACGGGAGGGGAAAUGAGUUAAAAGAGACAAGGGAUUUCUCAGGGAGAUUGGGAUUUCGAGCUUCUCUUCCUUCCCCCUCCCCCUCUACUCCCCUGUUUUGCGCCUGCCGACACAAGCUAAUUGCAACUAUAAAAAAUCCCAAUGAUCACCGUUAGGUUCUCACCCAAACGUAAAGCCUCCUUUCAACGAUAAUCAAAUCUCAAAAGUGACAAAAAGCUAGCAAAGGAAGUUUAUUCAGACAAAUGAAAGGAUGGAAAGGUAGCCUACUGAUGACACUCCUCUUGGUAUAUUUAUAAUAAAAUUCACAUGCUCGGGGGCGUAUACUUCUGUACGCACGGUACGCGCGUGUUUACCUGAAAAUGUCAAGGGUAAAAGAAUAGAAUUAAAGGAUCGAAAACAAAGGGAAAAAAGCGAUAACAAUAAGUAAAAACAAAUGAAUAAAUCACAAGUUUUUUAAAGCAAAGUUUGCCUGAGCUUGUUGGCUUAACUAAUGAUACGCGAUUGACAUGCUUCAGUUCAUUUUCAUGGUCAGUAAAAAAGCUUUGACUUCCAACACAGCCCUCUCCUUUAAUCAAGGCAUGCCUGGAAAAGAUUUCGCGCUAAAAGGCAGGGGCAAGGGGGCAGGAGGGCCGAAGGGAGCGGAAGCGGGAUUUGGAAAACUGUGCGUAUCUCUGAAAAAAUCCUGGCUACACCCCUUCUUGCAAAAAAAUCUUUUAAUAUUUCCGGUUUCAGAUGAACCAGAUGAUCAGACAGGAGGAGGAAGAAGUGCUCGAUGAUCUUAAAGAACUGGAGACUUACCUGGCAUCGGAUCAAAGCGAAGACGAGUCUUGGGGAAACGAUCAAGAGGAGAAAGUGGCUUACGAGUGGCAGGAUUUCUUCGCUGACUAA
Messenger RNA from Porites lobata, 1906 nucleotides. Lineage: Eukaryota; Metazoa; Cnidaria; Anthozoa; Scleractinia; Poritidae. The record is from the annotation of a GenBank genome assembly.